UCGCCCUAUUCGUUCAUCCGUUCGCUCGCUCGGUCUCGCUCUGUCGCUGUGUCGAUUGAGCCCGGUUGUGGAGGCCAUUUUCUUUUUGUGAAUGUGACGAAAUUUUUAUUGGAAUUUUUGUACUCAAAAUUGUGUCAAUGUGUGCCUGCAUCGAGUGUCGUUUGUGACGCGUAAUCGUGCAUUAUAGAAUUGAGAAUGUAUGUGUUUCAAAUUGGAUUGUGUUGUUGACCUAGCCCGUUUGUUAGACGGUCGUACAGCAGGCAUCGAUUAGUGCAAUAAGGCGGCCCCCAAUAACGGCGACUAGACUCUGAACUCGUCGUGGUUUGAGCCAUGGGAAACAAUGCUGCCACCGCCAACAAAAAGGUGGACGCCGCCGAAAGCGUCAAGGAAUUCCUCGAUCAGGCCAAGGAGGACUUCGAGGAGAAAUGGAAGAAGAAUCCUACCAACACCGCCGGACUGAAUGACUUCGAACGAAUAAAAACCCUCGGCACCGGAUCGUUCGGGAGAGUCAUGAUAGUCCAACAUAAACCUACAAAAGAGUAUUAUGCCAUGAAAAUACUGGACAAACAAAAAGUAGUCAAACUGAAGCAGGUAGAGCACACACUGAACGAGAAACGGAUCUUACAAGCGAUAAACUUUCCCUUCCUGGUGAGUCUGAGAUUCCACUUCAAAGACAACUCCAACUUGUACAUGGUGCUGGAGUACGUCCCGGGCGGUGAGAUGUUCUCGCACCUGCGCAAGGUCGGCCGCUUCUCGGAGCCUCACUCGCGGUUCUACGCGGCGCAGAUAGUGCUGGCCUUCGAGUACCUGCACUACCUCGACCUCAUCUACCGGGACCUCAAGCCCGAGAACCUGCUCAUCGACUCGCAGGGCUACCUCAAGGUGACGGACUUCGGCUUCGCGAAGCGCGUCAAGGGCCGCACGUGGACCCUGUGUGGGACCCCCGAGUACCUCGCGCCUGAAAUCAUCCUCUCGAAAGGCUACAACAAGGCCGUGGACUGGUGGGCGCUGGGCGUCCUCGUCUACGAGAUGGCCGCCGGCUAUCCCCCCUUCUUUGCCGACCAACCGAUUCAAAUAUACGAGAAAAUCGUCUCGGGUAAAGUCCGAUUCCCCUCACAUUUUGGCUCAGAUCUGAAAGAUCUCCUCCGCAACUUGCUACAAGUCGAUUUAACAAAACGUUACGGCAACCUGAAGGCGGGUGUGAACGACAUUAAAGGGCACAAAUGGUUUGCGAGCACCGACUGGAUAGCCGUCUUCCAGAAGAAGAUUGAAGCUCCGUUCAUCCCGCGCUGCAAGGGGCCCGGAGACACCAGCAACUUCGAUGACUACGAGGAAGAAGCACUACGCAUUUCGUCGACUGAAAAGUGCGCGAAGGAAUUUGCCGAGUUCUGAGCUCUCAGGCGGUGCCUGCCUGCGGACACUCCCGUGAGUAGGUGUUGUGUGUUAGUGGUCCUUCCGUUCCAUCGUUGGUAUGGGAGGGAAAAGAGUGUGUAUUGGUGCCGGCCACCUUGUGUGACUAUGGACGCAGCGGCGCUCGCAAGUCGGCCCCGCAGGUGCAUCACAUAUGGAGUGUAGGUGAAUUGAUAGUAGAACUAAUUUCCGAAAUUUCGGUGGCGUUCAUUUGCUUAGUGCCCUUGAGUCGUUGGUAGUUGGUACAGCAUAGAGCAGUUAGAGGAAGUUCAAGAGACUCCUGUACUGGUGAAGAGGGUAUCCUCUUGACAUAAAUGUUACUACUGAUGUAUGUACCCGGUAAAAUCUCCAAACUCAUGUUGGUAAUGAAUUAUUUUUAGUUCAUACAAUAGAGGACAGUUCUCGCCAUUAUAUUGUGUGGUUAAUGAUCAAUCAUAAACAUUCAAACUGUUCCAAAGUUUGAAUAUUUUUUUAAUUUUUUAAGGAGUUAAUUUUUUAGGGUGUCAAUUGAUCAAAUUUUCUUAAUUCUUAUGGUAAUUUUUUCACAAUCAUAACUAGCUAUUAUCCACAUCACUAUCUACAAGUUCAACAACAUUAUUAUGAUAAUUUAAUCGCUAAUUAUUAUACAAUGUAUCGUUUUUAACAUUUUCUCAGUAUCUUUACUCUAAAUAGAAUGCUACGUUCAUUCACGCAGCAUGAUUUUUAUUAAUUGACAUUUCGUUAUUGAUUUUUACGUUAAAUUGUUAUAAAGGUUGAUAUUUUAUUUUAUAACUUACACACUACAUAAAAUUAUUAAAGAGAUUAAUUUAUUGUAUCAGUAGUGUUCAAUUGUGCAAUUUGACCUAUGUGUUUGUGAUCUGAUGAGAGGAUUUAUUUGGAUUUAAGUGUAAUUUGUAUAGUUCCUUAUUUUGUAGUUUUAUGUGUUUGUUGUAUAAUCGGUACACGGAGAGCACCCGCAGCAAGUCGUCAUUUGUCGAGCUUCACGAGGGACUUAUUGCUAGCAUCAGUUUUUUAAAGCAAUAAAUUAUUCUAAAUUAACCCUAGAAACAAUUUGCUCUUCAAAUGUAAAUAGAGUCUCUGUUUGUGUCAUUUGACGACCUUCGCAUGAAUGGAAGUGCUUAGGCUUUUUGCACAAUUCUACCAUGGAGUCCUAUUUGUUUACAUUUGAGGAGUCUCUAAUCUUCUUAAAUGCCGACAGGGCAUUAUAUCUUGUCAGAGGCUGAUGUUAUCAAUAAGUGUAAACUAUAUUGAAAGAGCUGUUUCAAUAAAUACAACGGCUCUGAUUCCCAGCAGUGCCGAGCUGAGCUGAUGAUACAGUCAUUCUGACGAGCUCACGGUGUUUAUUAUAAAGUUUGUUAGCUAUUAGAUGUAGGACUUUGAUCCAGGCUGUACAAAUAAACUAGUUAUUUGUAGUUUACAUUUUACAUUGUGAAAACAUUUGUGCGCAACUGUGGUAAUAGUCUUAGGUAUAUUUUAAAUGGUUACUUAAUACUAACCACUGUGCACAUUUAUCAUUUCAUUUCUGUGUAACCCUGAAGCUAAUUCUAUUGCAUGAAUGUCAGUGUCUGUAUUAGAUAAACUAAACAAUUUACAUUGCUAUUAAUUCAAGGGAAUCAUAUCAGAUAUUAUAUUUAAAAAAAUAAAUUUAAUAUAAAUUGCCUGCCAGUGUCAUUAAUGGUAAAUUCUUGACUUUAUGAUAAUGAAGCUAUAAAGAGUUUAAAGUAUAGUACAAUAAUGGUAAUUGAACUUGUAAAUUAUCCUUAUGAUGAAGUAGAAGCGGGCUACCUGUUAGUAACAAUGUUAAACGGUGAAAUGUCUUACAGAUUUGUAAGAAACAAUGAAGGCAUAAAUAAAGGAACGGAGGACAACAAAGAUAGAGUCUCUUUUGUAAUGUAAUGGUGCCAUAUUGUGUCUUACACACAUAUUAUUCGAAACUUGUGCGUCAAAGAAACAACUAUUCGUCAAACCCUUUCUCCAGAUUUCUUGUUUCACUUUCAAUGCCAUAAUUUUCCUAAGCUUGAUUUAAGGUGUACCAGGGUUUCAAGAUUUAAAUCAAUUUGUAAUAUUUGUGGGUAUAAAACGUACAUUAUUUUAUUGAUUUUGAGACACAGUUUGCUUAUAUUUGGGACUAAUGAUUCAUGAGUAGCUAGUCAAUUUAUUAUAUUAGUAUAAUUUUCCUAUAUUCGACGUAUUGGGCUGCGGACUUUUAGUUAGUAGUUUUAAUUUAAGUAGGCUAGGUAUAAGUGGAAACUUUGAAUGUAUAAACAGCUUAUUAAGUUGUAAGAAGCGAGGGAUUUAUAGCGUAUUCGCUUACUCUUAGAGGAGAUAUUUAUUUCCCAGGACACUUUCAGUCUAUUGUUUUGUUUCAUGUCUAUCUAAUGUUUUUCUUCGUGGGAAGAAAACGGAAUCAUGAUGUUCUUGUUUAAAA
Messenger RNA from Plutella xylostella (diamondback moth), 3838 nucleotides. RefSeq names its product Protein kinase, cAMP-dependent, catalytic subunit 1 (gene Pka-C1). Gene Ontology annotation, biological process: protein phosphorylation. Gene Ontology annotation, cellular component: nucleus; cAMP-dependent protein kinase complex; cytosol. Gene Ontology annotation, molecular function: cAMP-dependent protein kinase activity; ATP binding. The record is from RefSeq and is a predicted model, not a curated record. Lineage: Eukaryota; Metazoa; Arthropoda; Insecta; Lepidoptera; Plutellidae.